AUGGCGUCUUCAUUCAUUUCAUCUCGUCAUAAGGUGUCGGAUUUAAUUCAUGACUUCUCAUGUUCUCCUUGUGAAGAAAACGGACUUAACUCUGAGGCUAACUACUUUUGUGUUGAUUGUUCAAAAUAUUACUGCUCUCGAUGCGAGUCCAAACAUGGCGGCCUGUUUAAGCGGCACAGAAUACUUGAUCGGAAGGACGUGAAGAAAUGGGCGGCGGUGCCUGGGACGGUCGUGGACGAUCUGGAAAUAUGCGAGCACCAUCCCGGGAAAAAAGUGGAGCUGUUCUGCGGAGACCACCAAGAGCUGUGUUGCCAUAUAUGCGUCUCCGUUGAACACAGACAAUGUUCGAUGAUACAACAUAUACCAGACAUAGCAAGAGACAUUUAUGACAAAACAGAAUUCAAACGGCUUCCACAACAAAUCACAGACAUCCAGUCAAAAAUCAAGAAGCUGCAAGAGUCCCGCAUGAAAACUCAACAAUGCAUACGGGAUUCCCGUGUCCACAUCCUAUCAGAGAUCAGAGCUUUGCAACGAAAGAUCGAUCAGGUCCUUGACCAAUUGGAGCAAGCCACAAUAAAAAAGAUGGACGAUAUGGUUGGAACGUUUGAGCAGCAGAUAGAGGAAGACAUUAAACAUUCCACACGGAUGAGCAAAGACAUUAAAUCACUUGCAGAUAACAUAGCGAAGAGUAAGAUGAACGAUUCCUUGGUCUACGUAGGAUAUUCAAGAUGUCAGGAAAUGAUUACAGAAACUAAUGCUUUCCUCGAAGACACUACAACCAAACAAGAGGUGGGGUUGGCGUUUGUGCCAAAUACAGGUAUAAACGACCUCAUUGAUUCUAUUGUUUCUUUGAAAUUGUUUGGAGAGAUUACUAAUACGUCCCAUGUUUUCAAUGUUGAAAAUGUGAAACAAUCCAAUGUAAAACUUAACAUUGACAAACAAAUCUCAAACAUAAGUGGAAUAUGUGAACUGUUAAGUGGAGAGGUCGUUCUCGUUGACAAUUACAAUUGCCGUCUAAAGCUCCUGAACCAGUCCUAUCAAAUUGUCGAUCACUGUGACGUUCCAACUUAUCCAGGAGAUGCAUGCCACAUCGCGGGCAAUGAGUUGGCGGUUUCUGUCAACUGUAAUGGUAAGGACAGACAUGAAGUUCUUUUCUUCAACAUGAUGAAUUUAAAGCUACAACAGACAAGAAAGUUAACGUUCAAUCACAUAGUACGACAAAUAGCUUAUCAUUCAGGGCGUAUGUUUAUCGCAUCUUUUACUGCACUUUACUCUUACGACAAAGCAGGCAAUGAUAGGAGAAAGAUGUUUGAGGACGAGUCGGAUACAGAGACCGUUUACAGUUGUGCUGUAAGCUUUGAUGGCAGUAAAAUUUACAUCACACGUUACUCAAAAGAUGAGCUUCUAACCCUGCAUAGAACAGGAUUUAAAUUAGAGACGUUCAGCGAUCCUGAUAUGAAAGGUCAACGCGCCAUACACGUGUCACCUCUGGGCCACGUUUUUGUCUGCUCGUAUAGCUCAAAAACCGUACUUCAAGUGGAAAGGGAAGGAAAGAGGAAGCUGGCUACACUGGCUACGCAGGCUGAUGGAUUGGUGAAACCACAUUCACUGUGUUACAGUAGUCGUUCAUCCAGCGUUUUUGUAGGACAACAUGAAAAUAACAACAUUAUUGUGUUGAAGGUGAAAUAAUGAUUUACAAAA
Molecule: messenger RNA, 1701 nt
Organism: Mya arenaria
Lineage: Eukaryota; Metazoa; Mollusca; Bivalvia; Myida; Myidae
Exons: 2
Coding region: 1-1689 (562 amino acids)
Molecular function (GO): zinc ion binding
Source: RefSeq, a predicted model, not a curated record